This is a messenger RNA of Gamsiella multidivaricata, 3978 nucleotides long. RefSeq lists its product as uncharacterized. The record is from RefSeq and is a predicted model, not a curated record. NCBI's taxonomy places the organism in Eukaryota, Fungi, Mortierellomycota, Mortierellomycetes, Mortierellales, Mortierellaceae. The transcript has 3 exons. Bases 1 to 3978 code for a protein of 1325 amino acids.
AUGUCUGGCAACGGACAGCCUUCCGAUCCCAGAUUACAAUCUCCAGCAAAGAAACUGCCAUCCGUCGUAAAGUCCGAGCUAGCCGAGAUGCUGGAAAAUGGUCAGGAACAACAUAGCGAAGUAGCUGAUUCGCCUUUGGCACAUUUGCGUGACAUGGACGACCAUAUGGACUAUGAUGACGAGACGCCAGUCCAUCCGCUGGCGCCAGCACCACAGACAUCAACGUCACCCAAUAUGUAUUCCCCUACAACCCCAAGGACGCAGCAUAGCCCCUAUUUACAAUCUCUUCAGCCUCAACAGCACCAACAACUACUAAAACUGAAAUCUGAGCAUGGAUUCCCUGGAACGCCUUCUCCUGUCAGCACGCCAGAUAUCGUGAUGACAAGCAACGACUCGAAUGAUCAAACAUCGGCAGAUGCAGUCGCUGCAUCGAGUGAGCCGGCUCCAGAGGGUGAUUCGCAGCAUGAGAAACACCAGCAGCAAGAAAUGGGUCAUUCGAUCGUAGACACAUCUUUUUCAGCUGUCCACACUGCUCAUGAGGUAGCUUCUGAAGGCAACUCAGAUUCCACCCCUGUGAUCUCUAGCUUGACAGUGGAUGCACCUACUACUGCAGGGACAACAGCGCCGUCCUCAAGGCGUCCCUCGCUUCGCACGAUGACAGCAACUCUUCCUAGAUCUGCGCUCCAGGAGGAGACAAUUGCGCUCUUUAAGCAGUACCGCAAUUUGAUUCCUUGCGCAAAAUGCUUCUGUCGCAACACCAUCCAGCGUGAUGGAAUGUCAGACGGAAAUCUUCGCUUCAAAUGCCGGCCGCCUGUCUCUAUGAGUCUGAUCUGCAACAAAUCGUAUUCAGAGUCUAAGAUCCGCAAUAUGAUUGCCGGGGUCGUUUACGGUCACUCCUUGCCAGACUCCAGUACGCCGGGGUCUGCCACCAGCCCAGGAGACAACGUGUUAGCACUUGCGCCGCCUCCGGCUGUCAAAACGCCUCGGCGCGCCUCAACCAAGGCUGAGGGUAGUCCUCGCAUUGGCUCAGAGGUGACCUCGGAUAGAACGAAGCGUAUGGAUAAGGAGCAAGAGAGUAACCAGGCCCAUGAUGAGAGACAGACAGAUGAACUACCCCAUUCCAUAGACUCGCGCCGGCCUUCGCUAUCACAUCACUUCCAGCAAGGCAGCUCCAGCCGAAGGGGUUCUCUACAGCCGCCGCCUCGACGCCCGUCUAUGUCUGGAGACGAGUCUACAAUGAUGGAUUACGAUGACCCACCAACCCAGCUGCCUCCAUCAAACCACUCUGGUCACCUUCAGAUCCCCGGUACGCCCCCCAUGGACAGUGAAGAUCCGCGGCUUUACCGAUCGCGUUCUUCCUACGGUCAUCAGGGACCAACGGGCACACAGCCGCCUCUAUCGACAGCAGGUCGACAGAUCCACAAGCUUCAUCAUUCGCACUCACAUCCAAACAUUGGCCAACAGCGACACCAGCAGUACUUGGAGCAGCAAGAACGUGAACAGCGAGGAACCGUUAGUGGUUUGAACUAUUCAAACCAGCAACAACAACAGCAGCGUCCAGUUCAGCGCCAGGUGGUCCGGCGAGGCUCAUCUCAGUACCAUGGAGGAGCGGACCGUCGCUCUUCUCACCCGUCUCCUGUGCUUAAUGUCGCCGGCUCCAAGUACAUGGGCGAGGCACCUUCACCAGCACUUUCGUCAUCCCCACGAUCACCCCCGGGCCGCGAGUCAACGUACCACCAACAAAACACAGGUCCCAGCUCGAGCUCCGCUCAUGACUCCGUUCACACACCUGUUCGGGCGCAUUCUGUUGGUGGUCGAUACGACGAUAAUAGUGCAGCCAGCUACUUCCAGCGACGUAUGAGUCAGCCCCAUCCCAGCCACGCCUACAGCAAUGGCCAUCCUGGAUUGCCGCCACCUCUGCCUUCGCCUCUGUCUCAUCCUUAUGAUCGUCGUGCAAGUGAGGUCGAUGAAUAUCCGCAAAUGCAUCGUGAAAAAUACGAGAGAUUGAACGCAAACACGAUGAUUGCGCCAAGCUCCGCAAUGGGCCCUUCAAGGCAUCAACCGCCACAGCAACCACAGCAAAAAUUCCGGCCCCACUACCCGUCUGGCUCCCCCAACGGUGGCAUGGAGACGCGUCAGCAUCCGCUGGAUGUUGCGGAUCAAACUGACGAUACCUCACGGCAGGCUCUAACUCCGCCGAUGAGAUCCUCACAACACCAAAGCUCCGGAUCCUCAAAUCCUGCAUCUACGGCCUCAUCCCCUUGGAUGAAUGGUAGCGGAAGCAAUUACGGAGUAUCGCACAACCUGGCAGCACCCCAGGCUGAGCCGAUGCGGUACUCGCACUCGAUGCCCAUGGGACAGGGCAAACCUCCAUUGAGACAUCAUUAUUCUUCGUCAAGCCUUUAUUACCAGACCCCUCGACAGGAGGACAGGGAACGCUUUGACAACGAGAAUGACAGGGAUAUGUCUCCUGACUAUCAGGACAUCGAUGGGGAUGGACGUCCUAUCGCAAGGGCGCGUCCUCAGGGCCUUAAGCGCAAGAGCCUGGGGCAGCCACUCAGCCGAUCGAGCUCUAACCAGAACCUCUAUUCAACCAGUGUUCAGCAACACCAGUACCAGUGUCAGUCUCCACACCAACUGUCCCCGUCCUCUCUCCGAGAAAGUUCUGAUCCCCGCGACUUGAACGCAGCUAUGCCCCGCAGUUCGAUCAAGAUGACGUGCUUCCCUAACAGCCAAUCCAAGCCCUCCACCAACGCUUUGCCCAAAACCAAAACCUUGGACACAUCCAAAGCCAUAGCGUUGCAGCUCAACCAGAGCUCCAAAAUCGUCAUUGAAAUCAGACAGCCGCGUUCGUUGCAGUCGUAUUCGUCCGCGUCCAACUUGCGCAACCACUCGAAGGAUAGCAGCGACAUCAACGGAGACAGCUCGUCCGUGUUGAUCCAGCGCUCGAAUUCGCAUCCCGAUAUUCUUCUGGAUCGAUCCACAUCGUCGGUCUUGGGCUACAGACGGUCCCCAUCGCCCGAUGGAACGGACUUUGGUAGCUCAUUGAAGAAGCGUCGUGCAGAUUCCGAUUCUGCGUCGCCGUCUGAUACUACCAAUGAGGACUUAGUUGGCUCGCUCAGCACAGGUUUAGGUCUAGACGCUGCUGCCGCGGCUGCGGCUGCGGCUGCGGUCGCUGCGGUCACUGCUGCCGCUGCUGCUGUCACGUCUCCACCAUCGAUUCCAACUUCGGCUCCUGCGGUUCAAGUGUUUGGCAUGAAUUAUCUUGCCAAGAGUAAUGAUACGACUCUCAGCAACAGCAAGCGUGCAGACGUCGGUCUGGGUCUUUCACAAACGUCCAACCCUUCUUUGGAGGCCUUCCGAGUGGCCAAAGGAUCGUCCUAUGUGUUGCUUGAGGAUCAGCAAGAGAUGGGUAUUGAUUACUCGCUCUUUACGCGAGUCGAGACUGCAGGGUGGAGGAUUUUGAUCCCGCCCAAUGUGGUUGCUUCGUUCCAUUCAGAGGACUUUGGAUUGAUGUUGAAACCAAAGGGAGUUGAAGAUAUCGAGGACGAAGAGGAACGGACGAAUGACUUGGGGGGGCAAAGGGAGGCGACGAAGGAGGCGGUAAUGGCCCAGGAAGGGCAGCAGCAGCAGCAGCAGCAGACUCCAGGGGAUAUCGAGGAGGAAGAGGAAGAUGUAAACGUUGAAGGUGUGAGUCGGAUCGCAUUAAGAGAUGACGAUAAGGAGGAUGAGUUGGAUGACACAUCCAGAACCGUUGGAGCUUCUUCCGUGAUCCAGGGGCAAAAGAUGAUUCAGGAUGAUGAGGACCAAGAGAUGGAGAUUGGCGAGCACAGCUCUAUCUCUGUUGCAGAUACAAUUAAGAGGUCGAGCCCGACGGGUGUGGUACCGAGGGGUGCUGUUCAUGGAGAGAGACAGCAAGAACAGGAGGAUAUUGCGAUGGAUAAAGAAGAGCAAGACGAGCUCUUGGAGGAUGUCUAA